UAUAAAGAAAAUCUAAAGUAAGAGAUCAAUAAUUUCGUUUAGAAUAAAAACAGAGAUGGCCGAAUUUUCGAAGACCGCCAAAAUAUCUAUUUUUAAUACAAAAAAUGAAGUUUUUCAAAUAAUUGGUCAAGGUAUUCUUGAAUUCGGCUGGGACAACUCGACCCAAUCCAUAAAACUUUCGUUUAAAGUAGACGAUUAUUUUUAUGAAACGAAUUUAUUACAAUCGUGGGUCGAUCGAGAAAAUAAUGCCUACUGGACAGAUCAAGAUGAGAAUUCUUUCCGAGCAUCCUUCGAAAGCCAAGCAGAUAUUAUGGAGUUUGCACUUAUUUUCGUUAAGGGAAAUUCGAAAAAAAAUCGAAAAACUAAUAAGAAUAUUCAAAAGCAAUUUAGAUCCAGCCUAUCGGAAUGCAAUUAUUCAAAGAAUUUUCAAAGAGAGAGAAAAAGAAUAUUGACAUAUUCGAGUCAUUGUUUUUCCGAAAGUUCUAUUUCAACCGGUUAUUUUAAGUCUUUUAUUGAAAAGUCUAACGUAACUCUCCUCACUGCUAUUGAACACGAAUCUGCUAAGUCAGCUCAACGUAGAACAUCGAAAAAGUGUUGGCCGUCUUCUAGAGAAACUAUAUCCAAAAUGUCUUUAUGUUCCAAUUGGAUCAAAAACCAAUCAGAAGGGAAACAACGAUAUCCAAAUUGCAUUUGUUCAAGUCGCCAUUGUCCUUGUUGCCAACACAAAGAACCGCCGAUGGAAAUUCCUACUGAAUCAGGCAGAAACAAUAAAAAAGUCCAUGUAUCGAAAGAGUAUUCAAUCAAACAUCAUCAACCGAUUGAAAAAUCAUUCUUUAAAAGUACAAUGAAUACUUUAUAUUUCGUAUUUGUCACUCCCAUUAAAACUUGCUAUCAAGCAUUAUUUUAUUUCUGGAAGUUUUAAAGAAAAUUCUAAUUUCAACAAUUCAUUCUGUCACAUCGUUGUUAGAUCGUAGCUUUAAUUAAAAAGCAACUGAAGAUUAUUGAUAAAAG
Molecule: messenger RNA, 1011 nt
Organism: Centruroides sculpturatus (bark scorpion)
Lineage: Eukaryota; Metazoa; Arthropoda; Arachnida; Scorpiones; Buthidae
Exons: 6
Coding region: 56-922 (288 amino acids)
Source: RefSeq, a predicted model, not a curated record